AUGUUUAUCGCCAAGCCCAGCAAGCUUGCCCUCACGCUCGUUUUAUACGUCGCCCUCGCGCUCACAAUCGCCUCCACAACCGCAGACGCUAAAGGCUUUGCUCCUGCCCCCCGUCGCCCCCAUGGCGAAGACCUCACCCGCAUGGUCAGAAAACGCGCGACCUCGCUCAGCAGCAUAAUCACCGGCGGUGACAACCAGCCCGCUCUCGGCGCAGCAGGCAACCCCCCCAGCGAGUCGUCCUCUGCCGCCGUCUCGUCUUCCGCAUCCGCCAGCGCCAGUGCUGCCACCUCUGCCUCUGCCGCAGCCUCCGCCUCUGCCUCUGCCGCAUCGUCCGCUGCGGCCACAUCAGCCGCUGCCACCUCUUCCGCUGCCUCGAGCGCUGCCACUUCUAGCGCCGCUUCGUCUGCUGCUACUAGCUCGGCUGCGUCCUCCACAGACCUUCUCGGUAGCAUCAUUGGUGUGCUCACUAACACUGCGUCGUCUACCGCAUCCCUCUCAAGCGCCUCUUCCACCUCGGCCACACCCACUUCGUCCGCGGCCGCACAAACCACGCACGCCGUCGAGACCUCGCAGUCCGUCAACUUUGUGCAGGCGUCCGCGUCCUCUGAAGCGGCCGCCGCAUCCUCCGCCGCUGCCGUGAAAACCGUCUUCAGCUCUGUCUCCGCUGCGGCCGCCACGGCCUCCGCGAGCUCGGACACGUCCAAGAAGUCCGGCAACUCGUCCAUCUCCCACACCGCGAUCACCAUACUCAUCGUGAUCGCCUCCUGCAUCGGUGGCACCGCGCUCAUAUGGACCAUCAUCCGCAAGUGGAAGUUCAGGCCCUCGUCCCAGUUCGAGGACCGCAUGCAGCCGAUCGAUUGGCAGCCGACAGACCACGACAGCGGGCUGCCGACGCAUCGCCGCGUGCCGUCCAACGCGUCGUCCUUCCACUCCUCGGGCCACGAGAGCGCGGCGGGAGGCGCCGGCGCUGGUGCGGGCGGGUACGGCGCGACGGCGAACAAUGCGCCCGCGCCGCUGAACCCGAUCCCCGACCACGACUUCACCGCGGGUCCCGCGAACUUUGCGCCCGUCGGCGGUUAUGCGGACCUCGCGCGCGGCGUGAGCCCCGCCCCGCCGCAGAUGGGUCAGAUGGGUCAGAUGGGCCAGAUGGGCCAGAUGCCGCUCACGCGCGGGCCGAGCAUGGCGCGCGGGUACGAUCAGUACGGCGUGCCGUUGCACCACCAGACGGGCGGGUACGAGGUGCCGAACCCGUACGACUAUAAUCGGGGCGCGGGCUACUGAGGAGGGUGAGUGAAGAGCGGGGGGGCCGGCGUGGGCGUGAGGCGUGGGGCGGGGCGUUGAACGCGUUGCUCCUCUUCCGUUCGUUCGUGCGUGGCGUGCGUUCUUUCGUCGCGCGUCAGACAGAGUCGGACACAGAGUCGAGUCGUUGAUGUAUGCAAUCCAUUCGUUUGUUUUACCCCCCC
Heterobasidion irregulare TC 32-1 is the source of this 1463-nucleotide messenger RNA. RefSeq lists its product as uncharacterized. The coding region runs from base 1 to 1281 and encodes 426 amino acids. Lineage: Eukaryota; Fungi; Basidiomycota; Agaricomycetes; Russulales; Bondarzewiaceae. The transcript has 2 exons. The record is from RefSeq and is a predicted model, not a curated record.